This is a messenger RNA of Fragaria vesca subsp. vesca, 1449 nucleotides long. RefSeq names its product probable glycosyltransferase At5g20260-like. The record is from RefSeq and is a predicted model, not a curated record. NCBI's taxonomy places the organism in Eukaryota, Viridiplantae, Streptophyta, Magnoliopsida, Rosales, Rosaceae. The coding region runs from base 1 to 1449 and encodes 482 amino acids. The transcript is spliced from 4 exons.
AUGACUGGAAGCUUUCGCUACCCUGCCGUUUUUUUGUUGAUUACCUUGUUUUGUCUUCUGUUCUUCCUCCUAAUCUUCACACCUUUAUCGUCUGGAAACUAUCUCAGUAUUUCUCUAGUGUCCUCUUUCACCGAACCUUUCGCUAAUCCAGAAAAGAGCAGUAACUACUCAACUCCAUCGUCGACACAGGUAGCAUCUUUAGAUGAGGCUCUCACCAGCUCCAUGUACCGAAGGAUUAGGCACAGGUACGUGUUACUUUUAUUUUACCAGGAGAAGACUAGUUUGGAAAGAAUUGAAGAAGAUUUAGCUAAAGCACGAGCAUCGAUUCUCGAAGCAAUUCAGUCGAAAAACUACUCAUCGGAGAAAGAAGAGAGUUUUAUCCCAAGAGGAAGCAUUUACAAAAACCCUUAUGCUUUUCACCAGAGUCACCUAGAAAUGAUGAAGAGGUUCAAGAUGUGGAGCUACGAGGAAGGAGAACAACCCUUGGUUCAUUUUGGUCCUAUGAAUAAUAUAUAUGGCAUUGAAGGGCACUUCAUAGAUGAAAUAGAAAGGGAGGGGAGUCCAUUUAGGGCUACACAUCCUGAUGAGGCACACAUGUUUUUCCUCCCAUUUAGUGUAGCUAACAUUGUUCAAUAUGUUUACUUGCCUAUCACUAAAAAACAAGACUACCACCGUGAUCGUCUACAACAGAUUGCCAUGGACUACAUUGGCGUUGUCGCACACAAGUAUCCCUACUGGAAUAGGAGCAAAGGUGCCGACCAUUUCAUGGCUUCAUGUCACGAUUGGGCACCGGAGAUUUCAGUAGGCAAACCGGAGCUUUUCAGGAACUUCAUUAGAGUGUUGUGCAAUGCCAACACCUCUGAAGGGUUCCAGCCUAAGAGAGAUGUUCCACUACCUGAAAUAUUUGUACCUACCGGAAAGCUUGGUCCCCCGAAUCUGGGUCAGGCUCCGAACAAUCGUCAAAUUCUGGCAUUCUUUGCCGGAAGAGUGCAUGGACCGAUCCGACCUAUCUUGCUCGAGCAUUGGAAGGACAAAGAUAACGAAGUUCGAGUCCACGAGAAGCUUCCCAAGGGCAUGAACUACACCAAAUUAAUGGGACAAAGCAAGUUUUGCUUAUGCCCUAGUGGUUUUGAAGUGGCAAGCCCGAGGGUUGUGGAGGCAUUGUAUGCAGGUUGUGUUCCGGUGUUAAUUUCUGACAACUACUCAUUACCCUUCAGUGAUGUACUUGAUUGGAGCCAAUUUUCGAUACAAGUUCCUGUCGCGAAAAUACCAGAAAUCAAGACCAUCUUACAAGCAAUUCCAAAUGAGGAGUACCUAAAGAUGCAGAGGAGGGUUCUAAAAGUGCAGAGGCAUUUUGUACUCAACAAGCCGGCUAAGCCAUUUGAUGUGAUUCAUAUGGUACUUCAUUCAGUGUGGUUGAGACGACUUAAUUUUAAGAUUGAAACUUGA